AUGACCCUUCCACCGCCUUGCCAUGGAAUUCAAUACAGCAUCCGGUCGUACACCGUAGGAUGGUUUGCGCCGCUCCCCUGUGAGCGCGCUGCUGCCGAAGCCCUCCGCGACGAGGUCCACGGCCCUCCCAAAGACUUCCAUCAAGCUCCGGACGACCACCUCGUUUACUCGUGGGGAAAGAUAGGCGACCACAACGUCGUCCUUGCCUCGCUAGAGGCGGGAACAGACGGACUAGCAGCCGCUGCGCAGGCCGCGACGCGCAUGCUGGCGUCCUUCUCCGGCAUCCGCUUCGGCCUCCUGGUCGGGAUCGGUGGCGCGAUCCCGCGUUUCGAUAAGCGCGAGGGGGGCGGCGUUUUCUGCCAGCAACUACUGAGACCUGAUGAUCCCGACGUCCGGCUCGGCGACGUCGUGGUCAGCCAGCCGGACGGGAACAGCGGGGGCGUCAUCCAGUAUGACCACUACAAAGCCACCAAGGACGGGCCGCAAGUGAAAGGUUCCCUGAACCGCCCGCCGCCUGCACUCCUGUAUGGACUGGCAGCCCUACAGGCCAAGCAUGAACAAAGCCCGUCUGACGUGCCGAACAUCAUAGCCGACCUGGAAAAGACGAACGACUACAUGGUCAACGAGCGCGGGUAUAAGCAUCCCGGCCAGAAAAAAGACCGCCUCUUCUAUCCCUCCUGUGCUCAUCCGAAAGGAGACCUGGACUGCGAGGACUGCUCUGCGCAACAUGAGGUCCAGCGAAAGCCGCGGAAGAGUUCUGAUCCCGAGGUCCACUACGGAACGAUUGCAUCCGGUAAUGUCGUGGUCAAGGAUGCAGAAGACAGGGAAAACCUAAUCAAGCACCAUCCUUCCGCCUCGAAGUGCCUUUGCUACGAGAUGGAGGCGGCUGGCGUCAUGAACAACUUCCCCUGCUUGGUCAUCAGAGGCAUUUGUGACUAUUCGGACUCUCAUAAGAAUGACGUUUGGCACAACUACGCUGCUCUCGUUGCGGCUGCAUUCGCGAAGGAGUUGCUUCGCAAUAUGGCUCGUGAUGCGGUGGAGAAGGCGGUGAUAGCUAAGGAUUGGAUGAAAGAUAGAGUGAAUAUUAUCGCAUACCAUACGAUGAAGAACGAAAUCGAGCGCACUCUCAAAACGACCAAUACCUACUCGAAAGGCGCAGAGAUCCAGAGUACCCUUCAAAGCGUCAACCUUGAUAUAAAAGAAGCUGGACAAUGGUUCCUCGACAGCAGCGAGUUUCAGCAAUGGGGUAACAGUCUCGGCUCGCUCCUUUGGGUGUAUGGGAUGCCGGGAAGCGGCAAAACGGUCCUCAGCGCAAGCGUGAUCAACUACCUGCAAAGCAAUCUGGCGGCGAAAAAUGCGUCGAAGGUGGUUUUACACUACUAUUUCGACAUUCAGGAAUCGAAGAAGGGUGAGAACAUGCGACCAUUGGGCUGCAUGUUGCGCAGCUUUCUGAUUCAGCUGUCGAAAACGCACGACUACAUGUUAGAGGACUUGUACAAGCGCCUUAGAGCCUUCCAGGGCGAACUAUGUGAGAGCGAGUUGGGGGAACUACUCUUUCAGAUGACAAGACUGCACUGUGACAUUAAGAUUGUGAUUGACGCACUAGAUGAAAUGGAAGACAGGCAGAGAGAGACAGUAUGCGGCUGGAUCACGAAAACGUUAAAGCUGCAUCCUACUCGGUUUAGCUUUCUUGUCACCAGCCGCAGGGAAAGAGACAUUGAGGAACAGCUUUACCGAAAGUGCGAGUCUCUCAAAUUUGUCGAAAUGAGCGCGGGUUUCGACAUCGAGAAGUAUGUGUUGGCGCGUAUCACAGGAUACCAGCUCAACAAAGGCCAGAGGUGGUCCGAAGAGUCGUUGCGCAAGAUUCAAGAUGUUCUGCUCAGACGGGCGAACGGCAUGUUCCAGUGGGUCGUGUGCCAACUCGAUCAGCUCUUGGAUCACCCGCAAACCGAGUCAUUUGGAGAUGAUGAGAUUGACGAGGUGUUGAGAACACUCCCAAAGGACCUCACCGACACAUACGAUCGGAUACUAGACCGCAUACCAAAACCGAGGAAGAACGCCGCUUAUAGGCUUUUACAGAUUCUGCUAUUCUGCAAACGGCCAAUCUGUGUCCUAGAAGCGAACGAGUUUUUAUCCGUGCAGUGCUCGGGAUUCAAUGUCUCCAAGAGGAUCAAAUAUCCUUGCGAAGUCACACGGUACUGCUCAAGCCUUAUCACUCUGCGCGGACCGCAUUCCGAAAAUAGAGUUACUAAGUGGACCGAGAUUGUCCUCGCACAUUCGAGCGUCAGGGAUUAUCUUUUAUUCAACCGCACGCUGUGGAAGGGGCAAGUCGACAUUUUUGGACAGCUUGAGGCUAACAAGGCCAUUUUCAAGACCUGUCUGCAGUACAUUCACUUCCUGUCCAUGCCGGACGCUGAUCCAUACGGCCAGGACUUGGGCAACAGAUUUCCGCUAGCUAACUACGCCACGCGCUAUCUCUUCGAACAUGCGAGUGCAGCUGGUACGGAAGAAGAGACUGUUAAUGCAGUCAUAGCUUUUUACCGGAGUGGAGAUGCAUUCCGCACCUGGUUGUGUCACGAAUCCACUGAAACGGCACGGGAGUUUUAUCUGAAAGGAGUAAACUGGCACGCUUCGAUGGAGAUUGUCAAGCAAUCUGCCCUGUACACUGCUGCACGCUAUGGGUUGAAAUAUUACCUGCAGAUUUGCCUUGAGCGCGAAUCAUACCGUGUCUGUGAGGCAAAGACCUUCAAUCCUCCUUUGGGAUUCUGGACUACCUUCCUUGGGAUUCACCAAUCUAUCAGUCCUUUGUACGCCGCUGCUGAGGUUGGCCGUGAGGAUGUUGUGAGGAUGCUUAUUGAAGCCGGUUUCGCUGUUGAUGAGGUUGGUGGCCCCCAAGGGACGGCGCUCGACGUUGGCUGCGCGAAUGGCUGCGUGGGCGUCGUCGAAGCGCUAGUAGAAAAGGCGAAACAGCGCUCCACUAGCACCAUGUGGUUCGAGGGAGCAUUGCGGCAGGUGGUUCGGACAGGCUCGUCGCAGCUAGUCCAGGCCUUCCUUGACCACGGCUUCCUCACGCACAGCGCACAGCCAUCCAUCGAGUCUGCAAUCUUCGACGCAGCCCUCUGGGGCAACACCUCCGUCGCGCAAGUGCUGUUGCGCCGCUGCCGUGGCCUCCGCAAUCUCGCUGAUCUAUCACUACCGCUUUCGCCGACCAAUACGCCAUCAUUUUUGGGCCGGUUGUCUGCUUGGAUGCCGGACAUCUUCCCUUGUCAGUCCGGCGGAAGCUCACAUGAACAUAUUGCCACACAAUCCCUCAAAUCUUCCGGCGAAGCACUGGAUGCAGCGUCCUUAUAUGACCGCCUGUUGAAACCGCCGGCCGGACCUGUCCACCGGGCGCACCUGUUCAGCACGGCGUUGCAGGCCGCCGCAUUCGAGGGCCAUGAGGAGAUUGUCGAAGUUCUUCUGAAAGAGGGUCGGGACCCCAACAUGACGGGCGGGUAUUUCGGCACUGCGCUCCAGGCCGCUGCUGCAGGAGGCUUCCCCUGGGUCGUGCAGAGGUUAAUCGAUGCCGGAGCAGAUCCGAACAUCACGGGCGGCUUCUUCAAGACGGCCCUCAACGCGUCUCUAAUGAUGGAGUCGUGGACUGUAAUGUGCUGGCGUAUGAACUGGCGUAUGGACGCGCGUGUGGACAGGCUCAAUAGAGUCUGGUCCGACUUCGAGACUGUGGUGAUAUUGCUGGAGGCUGGCGCGCUGCCGCUUCGAGGAGGAGAAGAGAUGUUGUGCGCCCUGAAGCUCGAGAGCCAGGAGGUCGCGCUCAACAUUAUUGAGAACGCGGCAUCCGGCGCCGGGCAGGCCGAAGGUGGCUUUCACACCGUAGCUACCCUCUUGUGUGGGAAAGAUGUAGCCGACAGAGCGCCGCUUCAUGAAGCCAUCUCCCGAGGUUUCUCGAGAGUGGUGGAAAGCAUGAUACGCAACGGCGCUGCGAUUGAUGUCCUCGACAGCUGCGGCCGGACACCGCUACACAAUUCUAUGCGGCAGAAUGACCAGGAUAUUGCACUCAUGGUCAUCCAAACUGUCGCACAGACGCCGGACGCUGUAGGUCUGCUCAAAGCAAGAGAUAGCAGCGGCAUGACCGCCGUUCACUACGCCGCGCAACUACCAGUGUCGCCUGAAGCCAUGAAAUACCUUCUCGGUGCGGCAGAGCAAGUGGGAAUCCUCAUCGAAUACUUAGACGCUCGCAGCGGUAGCGGACAAACGGCUCUACACUAUGCUAUACAGCAGAACUAUGACAUCGCGUCUGUGAUUAUCCGAGCCGCCACACGACUGCCAGAUCUAGUAAGCCUACUAAAAGCAAAAGACAGCAGCGGUAUGACCGCCGUGCAUUACGCCGCGCAGAAACCAGUGUCGUCCGGAACAAUGAAGCAUCUGCUCCGGGUAGCAAAGCAAGCGGGGAUCCUUACCGAAUGCUUGAACGCUCGAAGCAACGACGGACGAACGGCCCUACAUUACGCGCCUCACUUUAUUUCCGACAAAACCUCGAGCGUGGCGGAGCUAUUGAUCGAUGCGGCGUCCAGCGCGGGCAUCCUCGUGGACUAUGUCAAUGCCCAAGACGACAAGGGCGAAACCGCUCUGCACCGCGCAGCGCGCUGUCACGACGUCCGCGGCGUUGCGCUCCUACUACGAGCUGGCGCUGACGAGGGGGCUGUGAAUCUGGACAAGCAGAGCUUUGUCGACUGCGCCAGAGAUGGAGGCCGAAUCGGGCGCCUCUUUGAUGUAUGUCCGGAGGCCACCUUCUGCUCAUCAACAGAAGAGGCGCGAGCCAUAGCAUCUGCAACGCUGCUCCACCAGUUCGUCGAGCUCAAUGAUGUCGCUGCCGUGAAGGAGAUAGCAGGGAAAGCAACAUUUCAUUGCUCGUUCCUUGAUAUCCCGGAUGCCGACCACAGUAUGACACUCCUGCAUCACGCUGCCGAGAAAAGCUAUACUCCCAUGGGGGAACUGUUAUUAGAUCUCGGGGCCCAGCCGGAAAGGGUCGACAAAGAGAAGAUGACGCCGCUGCAUCGUGCUGCGAAGAGCGGCUGCCUCGAGAUGGUCACUGCUAUCCUUCAGAGAAUAGGGAAUGAAGACAAGGAAAAUCGUCCCUUGUUUUCUGUAGCCGACUUCCGCGAGGACGAUUUCAACGGCUUUUUAACCGGCAAACCUUCAGAUCGCCAGGAUACGUCGGGGAGCACGCCGCUUCACUACGCCGUUCAAAACGAGAGCGUCGAAAUGGUCAAAAGCCUUGUGCAUUGCGGUGCUACGAUGCACAGGAGGAACAAAGAGGGAAAUACGCCGCUUGAUCUCGCCCAGGAAAAGAGAGAGGCUUUCUAUGUGGCCAAGAUACAUAUGCCGCGCGAUAUAGCGGCUGUAAACUUGAUAGCGAGAUUUUUAGAGGAGGAAGACGAGAAGUAUGAUGGUGACUAUUGA
Messenger RNA from Lasiodiplodia theobromae, 5460 nucleotides. Its product is annotated as Ankyrin repeat protein. The transcript has 3 exons. The coding region runs from base 1 to 5460 and encodes 1819 amino acids. The record is from RefSeq and is a predicted model, not a curated record. Gene Ontology annotation, biological process: nucleoside metabolic process. NCBI's taxonomy places the organism in Eukaryota, Fungi, Ascomycota, Dothideomycetes, Botryosphaeriales, Botryosphaeriaceae. Gene Ontology annotation, molecular function: catalytic activity; protein binding.